Molecule: messenger RNA, 1373 nt
Organism: Cyphomyrmex costatus
Lineage: Eukaryota; Metazoa; Arthropoda; Insecta; Hymenoptera; Formicidae
Exons: 4
Coding region: 1-1359 (452 amino acids)
Source: RefSeq, a predicted model, not a curated record
AUGUAUCUGAAGAGUUGCUGCGCGUUAUUCCUGCUGGCGCUCGUCGCCUGUCAGGCUGCACCUUCAUCUCAGGCAAUUGAGAAAUCAAUUAACGAGGCAGAAACGAUGCUCACUAAGAGCAACAUAGAACUAGAGGGUACUGGUGCGGAAAAAGAUAGGGCGAAGAAAUCGGCAACGACCUUCUGCGUAGAAGUUCGCUCGGGAAAGACAGAAAAGGUGCCAUGCAAGGAGAUAAGGCAACAAGAGACAUCCAAACCAGUAGUUAUAGUGCAACCUAUAUCGAUACCAGCACCAGCACCAGUACCAGUACCAGCACCAGCACCUACAAUUAUCGAGUGUCCUAAACAGCCGAUUGUGAUCCAGCAACAGCAACCACCGCGACCGGUCCCUCAUCUCAUACCACCACCUGUUCCAAUAAAAUCACCGCCAACUCCAAUUUCCGUACCUUGUGACAAACCAAUUGUACAGCCGACACAGCCACAAAUUCACACAAUCCACUCAUGUGUCAUUCCGACACAACAACCAUCUCAUAAACCACAGGAUCCACAGCAAUCGAUUGUUCAGGUACCCACAGUCUGCAAAAAAUGCAAUAAACCAAUACCUAAGUUUCCACCAGGUGAUGCCUUCGCUUAUCCUACCGAUAUCUUUUCGCCAUUUGAACAAAGAACUGAUUGUGAGGUAGGUCCAUACGAGUGCAACUGCCGACCAGAGAACCGCAUUGUUGAGAUAACACCCUAUAAAAUCAAGGAUUCUCGCAUGGUAAAUCCUGAUGGCGCAACUUUUGGUUCCCCAGAUACCGUACCUUUUAACUCUAUACCCCAUAGAUCCUCGAUGAUCUCUACGGAAUACGAUCCUAGUAUUUCUAACAUCAUGUUGGAUCAAUCCAUGUUCCUUGAUUCAAAAGGAGUUAGAAAGGCGGAGGAAAGGACGCAUCAUAAACAAAAACAUUAUCUCCCUGUAAACUUUAACGUACAAUUCCCUAUUGCAUAUGGAACCGGCAAUACUCCUUAUCAACCUCAGUAUUAUCCUUCAUACCCUUCGUAUCCUAGUCCAAAUUCUUACAUCUACCCAAGUUCUUAUGGAAGCUAUGAAACCUAUGGAACUUCUUAUCCAAUAAACUACGACUCUUUAGCUUCAUCAAAUAAUGUACCAGCAGUGACUGUAAAUGCAGGAGGACCAUUUUAUAAUCGCGAAUCUCAACACUCUGACUCAUCGUCUCGAUCGAAUAACGAAGCGCAACCAAGAGCGUUUUCGACUGAUAUUCAAUCAAACCACGAGCAGAAAGAAAUUACACAGACCAACAAGGAAAGCGUCAUCAAGGAAGCAAUUCCUGAACCCAACGUAAUUACAAUGAAGUAAAAAGAGAAAAACAG